Lodderomyces elongisporus is the source of this 324-nucleotide messenger RNA. RefSeq lists its product as uncharacterized. Bases 1 to 324 code for a protein of 107 amino acids. Lineage: Eukaryota; Fungi; Ascomycota; Pichiomycetes; Serinales; Debaryomycetaceae. The record is from RefSeq and is a predicted model, not a curated record. The transcript is spliced from 2 exons.
AUGAACUUUAAUUUUAUUAUAACUGUUUUCCCCUGUAUUUGUGCUUUAUCUGAUGGGUACUAUGAAAAUUUGAGUAAGUGUGUUGACAAAUGUCCCGAACUCCAAAACGUUUUGGAUGGGUAUAAGUCAAGUCCAGAGGCUUUGAAAGCAAUAUACUGUGAAGAAGAAUUAACUAAUUCUUCCUCAGGCUCGACUACUUCAGAUUCAGUCGACUCCAAUAGUUCGUCAACUAGUGGUUCUACUAGUGCAGGAAGAAAAAUUGAGAUUAUGGGCGUUUGGUUCACAUUGUCAAGCAUGAUAUUUGCCUUAGCUGCCUUUGUUUAG